AGUUGCCAUUGCAAUCUCUUAUUUUUACCUCAUCAAAAAAUAAAUAAAUAAUAAUAAUAAUGAAAUAAAUAAAUUCGGAAAGCAUCCUGACUCAACUGUUUGUUUAAAACAGUAGGCCUAGCUAGGCUAAUACAUUAAACACAAUAAAGAACGCUGAGUUGGCAUUUAAUCUCAUCCCUUUAUCUUAUUUUAUGAUAUAUAAAAAAAAAUCUCUGAAUACACACAUUAGGCUUUAUUAACUCCAAAAUCAACAACCGUUGACUUAACAUUAAAAAACGGUCAAGCUAAUAUAUGGGAUGUGUUUAGUGAACGUUUUAUUUAUUUAUUUGUCUUUUUGACAUUUCUGAAUAACUCUACACUAAAACUUAGUGUCAUGAAUGAGUUAGGAUUACAGUAUGUUGUCUUCUCACAUCAAAAUAUUUGAGGGUGAAUAAAUUUGAAUGUUUUAGUAACAUUUUUAGCAGAACAAAAAGUCUUGAUGGGUAUGAAUGCUUCUAGUUUAAGAAGGGUUAUUGAAAUAGAGACAAAGACGUAUCUCCAAUGAAACCAAACAGAUCAUUCCAGACUCUGGGCAUGAUUCACAAACAGUCGGGAGUCUCGGAUAAGGAGUGACCUUCAUCCCGGAGGCAUUGCUCUUCUCAUCUAAUCCCAAAACCUCUGGCAGUCUCAUCUCUUCUCAGUUUAUUAGACACACAGCAGUGUCGGCGACGCCUGAGAGCACUUGUCCUGUAAAAACACUACUUGUCAGUCAUGUUAAAGGUAGCACUGGCCAUGGAGCUCAUGUAGUGCCUGUUGACUGUAGAGCGCAGGCGCAGAUCGCUCUGCUCACUGGAGCGUGUCGGGCGAGUGGAGUGUAUCCCGUUCUUUUGUCUCUCCACCUGUCCCGUGCGUAAUUUCACUUUCAUAAUACCGGUGAUCGACAAAGGUGCGUGCAUUCUUAUAUUUCCAGCAAAGAUGGGCAUAUUUUAUGAGAGCUGUGGGUUCACAAUCCUGUUGAUUCCCAAUGGCAGACGGUCUGCCUUCAGGAUUACUGGAAGCAUGUAUCGUUGUUGGUCCUGUAAAUGAUAAACUGAAGGAGCUGUCCCAGUCUUUGCUGCAGGUGAAAGGAAGUCCUCUUCCGCUGCUGGAUCCUGAGGUCCUACAGGUCCAUGCACCUCCAUUUGUGCCUAAAGAGAGUCUCAGUGAACCAGCCGAGAGAAACUUCAGCCAGACCCAGCAACAGCGCUUCUUCAUUAAGAAGAAAACUGAUAGACCUGGUAUUAAGGCUGGAAACCCCAAAGAAGAAACCACAAAGAACGUUAGUGUUCCCAAAGACCUGGAUCUGGUGGCUCUGCCACAACUCUGCUUUCCAGGUGGACUUCAGGUAACUAAGGAGCAAAAGGAUGAACAAUUUCACUUCCUAGUCUUUACUGACAUGUUUGGAAACCAGUCUCAUGGAAUAGUUCUCCAGUACUAUAGAGCAACACAGGAAAGAAUGCAGAAUGGACAUCGGUCUCCACAACUCUACAUUGCUUAUGCAAUAUGUGUUAUUUCAAAACAUCCAUAUUACAAUGCACUCAAAGACUGUCUGUCUAGCCUCUUAGUUCAGCUCAAAAUCUGUCAAAUGAAGGAUAUGGAAGAGCAAGUGAGGGAGUUCUCUGCUAAACUGGCUCUAGUCCCAGUACCUCCUCCUGGUCAGCUGUGUGUGAUGUUCACCUUACUACCUCUGACGAUUGUCCUUCCAUCCAGAGAAGAUAAAAAUCAUCCUGUUAUCGACCUGGACUUACAUCUUCCACUCCUCUGCUUCAAGUCCAGAGAGCUGCUGCAGAUCAUAGCCAGUAUACUCACAGAGCAGCGUAUGGUGUUCUUUUCCUCGGACUGGGCCAAACUGACCCUGAUUGUAGAGUGUCUCACGCUGUAUAUUUGGCCCCUGCACUGGCAGCACCCACUGGUGCCUAUACUCUCUCAACAUAUGCUUGACUUUGUUAUGGCACCAACUGCCUUCCUCAUGGGAUGCCACAUCAGCCACUAUGAGGACGUUGCCAAGUUAACUGAUGACCUGAUUCUGAUCGAUAUUGAUGAGGGAACCGUGUCCUGCUCUGGCUGUCAUUACGUUGACGUCCCAGACACCCCACAGGCAGCUGCUCAGCGUUUCAAGUGUCGAAGGAAAGGUCUUCAAUUACACUACGACCUGGAAGUGGUUCAUCAGAGAAUCUGUAGCAAUCUUAAUGAGCUGCGGAUGCAGAGAAAACACUGGCAACACAGGCUCAAUUUGGAAAUACAAAACAUUACCCUGGAGCUCAUCGUUAACAUGUUUAGAGAUGUCUGUGAUUACCUUAAUGAUGAACACAGAGUUUUUAACACUGAUGAGUUUCUGAAGACCAGGGAGCCAGGCGACCAGCCAUUUUAUAAAAAGGUCUUGGAAACACACAUUUUCCACUCCUUCUUGAAAGAACGUUUGAAUGGAAAAAUAGAUAAAUUUACCCAAAUGGAGCUUAGUACUCAAACAGAAGACCAAAAAUUGAGUAGAUCGAUGGAUUACUCACGCAGACCCACCAUAAAGGAAAUAGUUUCGCGAAAUGGUUCUUUAGACAGCGGUUUGAGUAAACGCUUGGGCUCAAGUCUCCCUGACCUGGACAACAAGAAACACCUGAGUGUCCUCAAACAGAUGUCUCCAACUAAGAUCAUUCCUGCAAAGUCUAUGAAUAUUCCAGUCAGGCCGAUCAAGAUCUUCCAGCUUCCAGAAUUCCCUUCUCCACUGAACUACCCCAACAUACUCCAUUACUUAGGAGAUCUAAUCCUCCAGCUGAACAAAGCCAUAUCAGCCACACCACCUCAGGAUUCCUCCCUGCUAGCAAGAUACUUUUACCUGCACGGCCUCAUCAACAUGCUGAGUUCUAAGCGAUUGGAUGCCCUCAGCGACUUCCAGAACCUCUACAAAACAGAUAUUGAGAUUUUUCCCGGAGAGCUGGUGAAGACACUGGUGGACUCUCUGCAGAAUGAGGAGAAAGUCCAGGCAGAGAAGAGAUCUGAGCUCAAACGGCUCAUCUGUCAGGUGAAGAACAAUGAAAAGAGCGAGCAGGAGGAAUCGGACUAUCACGUGAAGAAGUUUGAGCUGCCCAAGAGCCCCAUGCAGCUGGAGGAGUUUGUGAAGUGCACUCAGCAGUCUGGUAUUGUGCGGGACAUGGCCACUUCACAGAGAUUGUUUGAAGCUCUCACUGUCGGUGGGCCGAAGCAUAUUCAUCCAGAGAUGUUCAGUGUAUUUUAUAACUUCUGGAAACAGACCGAGGCAGAAGCACAGGACAUUGAUCUGCCUUCUGAGGUCCUGGAACGCCUAGACAACAGCGAGUGUGUGUACAAGCUGUCCAGCUCUGUGAAGACGAGUUAUGGCGUUGGUAAAAUUGCCAUGACUCAGAAGAGGAUCUUUCUGCUGACCACAGGCAGAUGUGGAUAUGUUGAGAUUACCAAGUUUAGGGACAUUGAGGAAGUAAAGAUCUCCACUGCUUCGUUCUCGCUUUUGAGGAUCCCAUCUCUAAAGAUCAAGAACAGCCUAAGGAGAGAGAUAUUUGAGGCUAAUUUAAAAUCUGAGUGUGAACUGUGGAACCUGAUGGUCAAGGAGAUGUGGGCUGGGAGAAUGAUGGCAGACAACCAUAAGGACCCCCAGUAUGUGCAGCAGGCACUGACCAAUGUCCUGCUUAUGGAUGCAGUGGUGGCCUGUUUACAGACACAGAAGGCUGUCUGUGCUGCCUCCAAAUUGGCCUUUUAUGAAAAGCAACGACAACAAGUCCCUAUGAUCAUCCCCAGACCCACAGCAGAGGCUCUGAAACACAAGAUCAAUCCGUCCCAGAACAUGACGAACCCUCAGUCUGUCGAUGUCUUGCUCUACACUCCAGGCCAGUUAACUUUCCCAGACAGGGACGUGGAUGGAAACCCUAAGCUCUGGUGUGCUCUCAGCUGUGGGAAAGUGGUUGUGUUUGAUGCUGUCAGUUGGUCCCUAAAGCAAAACUGUAUUCAUUUAGGAGAAUCUCGACUGAACUGCAUGAUGGGAUUAGACCAGGAGCAGGUGUGGAUUGGUUCUCAGGACUCCGUCAUUUACAUAAUCAACACUCGCAGUAUGCUGUGCCAUAAACAGCUGACUGAGCACCGUGAAGAGGUCACAGACUUCGCCCUGGAGAAACUGAACCCUGAGAACAGAUCAAACCAAGCGCAGGUGUAUUCCUGCAGUGCAGAUGGCACUGUGAUCAUUUGGGACGUCCCUUCUCUGAAGGUGAAGAGGCAGUUUCAUCUGUCCUGUGACAGGCUGCAGUCCAUUCAAGUUUACGAGGAUGCCUUAUGGUGUGGUGCUAGGGAUUGUGUCAUGAAGCUGAGUCCCAGUGGAGAUCUGCUUUGUAAGAUUUCCCUCCCAGGUGAAGUGAAAACAACAUCCUUCAGCAGGGUCGCACUGCUUAUGGAGAAAAGACAGAUCUGGACAAGUUUCACAGACUCAGCAGAGCUUUGUGUAUGGGACUCCAGUGACCCCAUCAAACCACCUAAAUGGGUCAUACUCCCCAACUGCAGUUGGAUCACCUGUAUGAUCAGAGUGAAAGAUCAGGUCUGGAUUGGUUGUAGUGGUGGGUCAGGCCUCAGUAAGGUUUUGGGGAAGAUCUUUGUGUUGGACUCUGAGAGCCUGAUGGUUGAGAAGGAGCUUGAGGCCCAUGAAGACACUGUUCAAGCUCUCUUCUCAGCAGAGGACCGAUACAUACUCAGCGGCUCUGCAAAACGUGAUGGCAAAAUCGCCAUCUGGAGAGUAGAUUAAACAAGCUGACACAACUUGAUUGUAAAUUUUAUCAGCUUUAUAAACGGGUGCAUCAGGAUAUGUGACAUGCAAGUUGUUCCUUGGCAGUUUCAACUCAGGGGAAGAAAUGUAUACGCAGUUUCCCUUAAAAAGUGUCAUGUAAUCCCAUUGGGCUUUGGUGAGAAGAGCUGUUUAUACUGGUUUUGAUUGGAGUUAGCCAAUGAUGGCACUAUGAAAACCAACUAGACGAGUAUCCUGAAGGUUGCAAAUACUUAUCAUAAGGGAGUGAAACAACUACUACAAGGCUUUUUUCUACAAAUAGUCCUAUGUUAAGAAUGCUAAGAUCUCAAUGGUCUCUGUGGAAAUAUAUUUUUGCAUUGCCUGAGUAUAAGCAAAGCUUGUAGCUGUAAAAUAAAAAAAGUUUAUUAUAUAUUUUGGAAUUAAUUUGAACGCUUUCAGUCCUUUGAACGCUGUUCUUAUUCCAAGAAAGCUGAAUAUAGAAUCGGGUGAGGUUUGUGGAGCUGCCAUGUACACAAUUUCCUGAAAAGCCCUGGAUCAAAGGGAAUUGAGGUCCAAACACCAGCACUGCCUGAGGAUGGACUGCAGCCAUAAUGAGUAGAUUGUGUAACAGAGUGCCAGUCCUUGUGGUGUCUCUGGAGUGGCAUGUAAGAUUGUAUGAAACCCUGUUUGAUAGACACUGCUGUCUCGGUUUUUGUUAUUGUAGAUCUGUAUUUAUUUUAUACCUGAAAUGUUUUGGGGGAAUCUCACACAGACAUGCCUGGGUUGUGUUAAAUGUCUUUAAAUUUAAAUUUUUUUUUUUUAGAUACAUUAUAGGCCUGGCUUAAAUUGUGCUUGCAUUUUAACAAUAUGUGACCCUGGACCACAAAACCAGUCUUUGGAUAUAUUUGUAGCAAUAGCCAAUACAUUGCAUGGGUCAAAAUUAUCGAUUUUUCUUUAAUGCCGAAAAUCAUUAGGAUAUUAAGUAAAGAUGUUGUAGAAUUUUCCUUGUUCAAAAUAAAUAGCUCUGAAGAGGUUUUGAAGCCAGAUAGACCUUUAUUAACAAGUUAACAAAAGGCAGAGUGGUGUUCGAACAUGUACAUUUUCUACCGUAAAUAUAUCAAAACUUAAUUUUUGAUUAGUAAUAUGCAUUGCUAAGGACUUCAUUUGGACAACUUUAAAGGCGAUUUUCUCAAUAUUUUGAUUUUUUUUUUUGCACCCUCAGAUUCCAGAUUUUCAAACAGUUGUAUCUCGGCCAAAUAUUGUCCUAUCAUAACAAACCAUACAUCAAUGGAAAGUUUAUUUAUUCUUUCAGAUGAUGUAUAAAUCUCCAUUUAAAAAAAUUGACCCUUUUGACUGGUUUUGUGCUCCAGGGUCACAUAUUUUAUUGGCAGUUAAGCACGUUUUCCCUAAAAUUCUUUUUACUGCAUGCCAAAAAUAUCAUUUCUGUAGUAAUGUAAUUACAUCGUCAUAUCUGUUAUACUGUUUUUGUGCUAAAAUAAGAAUAAAUUCAGUACAUCAUCAGUAAUGAUGCCCUUGA
Molecule: messenger RNA, 6290 nt
Organism: Onychostoma macrolepis
Lineage: Eukaryota; Metazoa; Chordata; Actinopteri; Cypriniformes; Cyprinidae
Gene: dennd3b
Product: DENN/MADD domain containing 3b
Exons: 24
Coding region: 1004-4774 (1256 amino acids)
Biological process (GO): regulation of Rab protein signal transduction
Cellular component (GO): cytoplasmic vesicle
Molecular function (GO): protein binding
Source: RefSeq, a predicted model, not a curated record